Pseudovirgaria hyperparasitica is the source of this 1549-nucleotide messenger RNA. RefSeq lists its product as uncharacterized. Bases 192 to 1370 code for a protein of 392 amino acids. The record is from RefSeq and is a predicted model, not a curated record. The transcript is spliced from 2 exons. Lineage: Eukaryota; Fungi; Ascomycota; Dothideomycetes; Acrospermales; Acrospermaceae.
UGCCAAGACCGCUACCUGGGUAACAGCCCUGGUGGUUUUGCCUUGAUCCCGAGGAAGCUCAGCUAUUACCAACAUCUGUGAAGACGUUCGCAUUUCCAAACUGAAGAAGCUCUUACGAAAGAACCCCCUCAUUCGCUCUUGGGUUUCAUUACACUAGCGCCAGCAGGCCCACGACUGUUCUACUAGGAAUCAUGGCUACUGCAAUCGUCGAACGCAUGGAGCAACCUGCGGAGGUGGCCAGCAAAGUGCUGAGAAGAGCCCAAGUGUCCAAGAUGACCAGAGCCCUCCAGAGUCGACUUGCUCUCGCUAAUGUCAAAACGAAACACGGAUGGGAAAAUCUCAGCAUAGACACCAUUGAGCCGAAGAUUGAUAUGGAACUGAAACGCAAACGCCCAGGAUCGAGUAACGAUGCUUUCUCGGACACUUCUUCGAUUGUCUCUGGGUCUCGCCCAGCUAGUCGAUUAGAUUCUUCCCCUCUCGCUGCACCUCUCUUCUCUGAUCAAAACGAACGAACUGUUAGGAGUUUUCGAGUCUCCAAACGUCGUCAAAUCCAGCAAGCCAAGUACCCUGGGUCGAGCAAUCACACCCGGGUCAAGACGCGACACCCAACAACGACAGUACAAUCAUGGAAGAGUCUUCAUCGAUUACCCGAGUCAUCACCGGUCUAUAACCGCCGCCAUACCUAUUUUCCAUCCUCCAGACACGGCCCCAGCCUGUCUUUUGUACCAGAGUUCUCUACAGCCCCGCAUGAACCGACUUCACCUGUCAUGUCAGAGGAUGAUGAUGAAGACUUGCCUCUGCAUUCCUUCCAGAUCGCAUCAAACAUACAGUCGUCCCCGCCGCCACGCAGCCCUCGUACCCCUCCGCGAGCGCUGGCCGGACCCGGUAUCGGACGCAAUGAUCCAUUCAGUCCCUCAAGGAAUACCCCAAAAGGCGAGGAAGAUGCCAAUCUGCUUGUUUAUCUUGCUACAUCUCCCUCCCAGAACCAGUCAGAAAGACGUAACCGCGUUACGAUGGCACCGUCGACCCCUCCACCGAGAAUCACGCCUCUUCCAUCGUCUAUGAUGUCUACCCCGGGAGCAGGCGGCGGAGGAGGAGGUGGAAGUAAUCUUAGCGGGUUUGGCUUCAUGACUCCUGGAGCAAACAUAAAUUUCGCCGACUUCAUCAACGUAACUCCGAGUCCUGGUCAGCUCGGUCGUACUUGGGCACGUACCCCCAAAAUUGACAAAACACCUAAUACUACACGGGAAGCCCGUCGAUGCCUCAACUAUGAUGGUAUUAUGCCUCCCAGUCCAUCCGUGGAACGAAACACCAGCGGCAUAACUGAAGGCCUAAGUAUGGACCUAGGCGGAAGACUGCCGGUGAAUUAAUGCAGUGCAGGCUUAUUGCCAUCCUAAUGCCGAAUCAUGAUUGAUGACCACAUCAUGUUAAACUUUGAUCGAAGUCUAUUGCUCAGCCUAGCAAAGAUAGGGGGAAUCCUGAUGUAUUGGACGGAACUGGGAGAACUGAUUUACUGUGUACGUUUCUUUAAAGAUGUGUUUCGUCUAUG